CGCCGCGGCACAGCAGCAGGCGUCGUCGUCGUCGGCGACCCCGUCGCCGCUCCCGCCACACCCGCCGCGGCGCGACGACGAGCUGGUGGACGGGUGGCCGACGUGGCUCCUUGCCAACGUGCCCCGCGAGGCGCUGCAGGGCAUCGUGCCCAAGAGCGCGGACGCCUACGACAAGAUCGAGAAGGUCGGGCAGGGCACGUACAGCAACGUGUACAAGGCGCGGGAGCGCGGGACGGGGCGGAUCGUGGCGCUCAAGAAGGUGCGGUUCGACACGUCCGAGUCGGAGAGCGUGCGGUUCAUGGCGAGGGAGAUCCGGUUCCUGCAGCGGCUGGACCACCCCAACGUGAUGAAGCUGGAGGGCAUCGCCACCUCCCGGAUGCACCGCAGCAUCUACCUCGUCUUCGACUUCAUGUACUCCGACCUCGCCAGGCUCGUCCUCCGCUCCGGCAACCGCCUCACCGAGCCGCAGAUCAAGUGCUACAUGCAGCAGCUGCUCGCGGGUCUGCAGCACUGCCACGAGCGCGGCAUCCUGCACCGGGACAUCAAGGGCUCCAACCUGCUCAUCGACCGCCACGGCGUGCUCAAGAUCGGCGACUUCGGCCUCGCCAACUACUACGGCGCCAGCCGCCGGCAUCCGCUCACCAGCCGAGUCGUCACGCUCUGGUACCGCGCGCCCGAGCUGCUGCUAGGCUCCACCAGCUACGGCGUCGGCAUCGACCUGUGGAGCGCGGGUUGCCUCCUCGCCGAGAUGUUCUUCGGCAAGCCCCUCAUGCCCGGCAGUGGCGAGGUGGAUCAGCUGCUGAAGAUCUUCAGGCUGUGCGGGUCGCCGCCGGACGACUACUGGCGGAAGAUGAAGCUGUCGCCGUCGUUCAAGCCCCCCAAGCCGUACAAGGCCACGACGGCGGAGCGGUUCCGCGACCUGCCGCCGUCGUCGCUCGGCCUGCUCGCCACGCUCCUCGCGCUCGACCCGGCCGCGCGCGGCACCGCCGGACAGGCCCUGCAGAACAGCUUCUUCAGCACGCCGCCGCUGCCGUGCGACCUCUCGGCGCUCCCCGUCGUGUACAAGGAGGAGGACGAGGUCGACGCGAGGAAGCCGAGGAGAGCGCGCUCGCAGAGCCACAGGCGGAAGGACGGCAAGCAGAAAGCCGAGGAGGAGAAGCAGUCGGAGAUCAACAGCGGGUCUCCUCCUGAGAAACAGGCGCAGGCGCAGCCCAUGCGGAGUCGGCCGUCGGACAUUACCAUCCGUGUAAGUCCUGGCCAAGAUCCAGUAACUAACACAGGAAAUCCAGGCCAAGAAUCAGCUGCUGCCAAUGCUUCCUCCAGCGCUCACGACGCAUCAUCAGAAAAAGCCAUCGUCGGCGCCUCAUCCAGCACAGUCGCGAAACGGUUUUCGCCUAGCCCUGUCGUUCAGGACGCGAGCCCGGUUCAGAUGGUAGUUCAAGAUCAGAAGCAGCUGCCGACAGCAAACGCCUCCCACCACUCAGGCAGCGACGACGACGAGGACCACGUCAACCACCACCUGGUUGCGGCUCCGGACCACGGCGACGGAGAGGAGGAGGAGGAGGAGGAGGAGGCCGGUGGCGAGCCGCCGUCCGGCAUCGGCAGCGGCGGUGGCAGCGUGAAGCGCGUCGGCCCGGAGAGCAGGUCGGCUGCCUUCGUGUCGGACUUCGAGGCGGCCGCCGCGGUGCUGCGCGGAUCGGACGAAUUCCCUUCUUCCAAGCAGUACGUUCUUGUGGAUCACCUGUAGGCCGCGCGGUUGUUCUUCUCCAGUUGAGCAUGAGCAUCCUCUGAAUUGUGGAGACUGAUGCAUCAUAUCAUUACAUGUACCAAUAAUCAUCUCUUCAGAAAUGAAGAAUAAUUAGUUUUAUUUUAUUAUUCA
Molecule: messenger RNA, 1879 nt
Organism: Sorghum bicolor (sorghum)
Lineage: Eukaryota; Viridiplantae; Streptophyta; Magnoliopsida; Poales; Poaceae
Product: probable serine/threonine-protein kinase At1g09600
Exons: 5
Coding region: 299-1747 (482 amino acids)
Biological process (GO): positive regulation of transcription elongation by RNA polymerase II; protein phosphorylation
Cellular component (GO): cyclin-dependent protein kinase holoenzyme complex; nucleus
Molecular function (GO): ATP binding; RNA polymerase II CTD heptapeptide repeat kinase activity; cyclin-dependent protein serine/threonine kinase activity
Source: RefSeq, a predicted model, not a curated record